GUCGCGUCUCAUCCAGCAUGCAUCCCCUCCAACCCGUCUGUCGUCGUCUGUGGCUGUUCUCGACGCAACAGCAGCCAUGCAGCAUCGCCCCUCGUCUACCCAGCAGGGCUAGGGGCGCCCCAAAUCGCCGCCUCAUUUGCCAGACGGCACCCCGUCGGAAAGAGGAGUCCGAGUUGCCGAAGAGCACGGGCAAAGAGGGAGCAGAUGAUGCACAGGCUGAGGCGGCCAAGGCACCCUUGACGAAGGAGAGCCCAUUACCACUCCUACAACGGCCGUUAGGCGUGCUGGAGAGACCAUCAUCGCUACCGCAGUCAUUGGAGCAAAAGCGGGAGGAGCUCCUCGACCAGGAGAAAAGACUGAAAAAGCGCCAUGAGCUGGUGAGGGAAGCUACGAAAGGCUAUUUCACCGACCUGAACCAGACCCGGCGGUAUGGCGGAAAGACUUGGGUGGCGCCGAAGACGAUGAUACGAGAGGAUAAAGCCCUCUACUUCCCCGACAUUGUCGGCACGAACCUGCAAUCGAAGUCUGGCGUCCACACGACAAGCUUAUGUACAGGGAAGGUGUCAGUAGUAGCCAUGCUCACGACGAGAGUAUCAGAGAUGCAAGUGGCUCACUACAUCCAGCCCACGCACGCACAAUACUCUUCUCACCCUAUGUACCGCUACGUCCAGAUCAACCUCCAGGAGAACCUUCUGAAGUCAUUGCUCGUGUCCCUGUUUUCGUCGAGCAUUCGGAAAUCAGUCCCUGAGAAGCUCUGGGAAACCUACCUCGUCAGCAACCAAAACAUGGACUACGUCCGCUACGACAUGGGGAUGACGAACAGCCGGAUCGGUUACGUCUACCUCGUCGACGAGCAGUGCAGGAUUCGCUGGGCGGCGUGCGCGGAUCCAUUGGAAAUGGAGAUUGAGGCGUUGAAGGUCUGCACUGGGGUUUUACUCAACCGAUACAACAAGGGCUCUGCCGAUGCCACUUCGUGACAUGCGUAGUGUUGCUGACGCCACCUGCCGCUCGCUACGCAGCGCCUCGGUUGUGUGGAUUUAUGUAGGUUGUGUCGCGGCUUGUUUAGAGCCCCCUUGGACCUAUCUGCGCAUACUCGUAGCCUUGACAUUCUUACCGUGCUCUGUGACAAAUUUGAAGAGAAGGUGCUGUCUGCUCUGAAA
Molecule: messenger RNA, 1160 nt
Organism: Rhodofomes roseus
Lineage: Eukaryota; Fungi; Basidiomycota; Agaricomycetes; Polyporales; Fomitopsidaceae
Product: ATP10 protein-domain-containing protein
Exons: 7
Coding region: 18-977 (319 amino acids)
Biological process (GO): mitochondrial proton-transporting ATP synthase complex assembly
Cellular component (GO): mitochondrial inner membrane
Source: RefSeq, a predicted model, not a curated record